UCCGCGGGCCAGGUGGUUCGGCCUGUGCAGCCCGCACCCGUGCCCCUCGCCCGGCCCGAUGGCUCCGCGGCCGCUGAGCCCCUUGGUGCUGGCGCUGGGUGGCGCCGCGGCCGUGCUGGGCUCAGUACUCUUCAUCCUCUGGAAGGCCUACUUCGGGCGUGGACGGGAGCGGCGCUGGGACCGGGGCGAGGCCUGGUGGGGCGCGGAGCCUGCCCGCCUCCCUGAGUGGGACGAGUGGGACCCUGAAGAGGAGGAAGACGAAGAGCCAGCGCUGGAGGAGUUGGAGCAGCGCGAGGUGCUGGUGCUGGGGCUGGAUGGCUCGGGGAAGAGCACGUUCCUGCGCGUGCUGUCCGGGAAGCCUCCGCUGGAAGGCCACAUCCCCACCUGGGGCUUCAACUCUGUGCGGCUGCCCACCAAGGACUUCGAGGUGGACCUGCUAGAGAUCGGUGGCAGCCAGAACCUACGCUUCUACUGGAAGGAGUUUGUGAAUGAAGUAGACGUGCUGGUGUUCAUGGUGGACUCGGCUGACCGGCUGCGGCUGCCCUGGGCCCGGCAGGAACUGCACAAGCUGCUGGACAAGGACCCUGACCUACCUGUCGUUGUGGUGGCCAACAAGCAGGACCUGAGUGAGUCCAUGAGUAUGGUGGAGCUGCAGGAGGAGCUGGGCCUGCAGGCUGUCGAUAGCCAGCGGGAGGUUUUCCUCUUGGCAGCCAGCAUCGCCCCUGCAGGACCCGGCUUUGAAGACCCCGGCACCGUGCAUAUCUGGAGACUGCUCUUGGAGCUUCUCUCCUAAGCCGCCCCCGCCGCCUCACUCGCCAGCCAACCCUGGAGACCCCAGUCCGGCCGCUCCUGCUUCCCGCUGCCAGCAUGGGCCCGAGGCAGGAGCCACGUGGCAGCACAUCCCUUCUCUCCGCCCGUCCUCCAGAGCGGGGCCUGGGCAAGGCCAGGAACCACACAGAAGCCUUCCUGGUGCGGUGGCCAUGAGGCCGAAGUGGGGAGUCAGGUGAGGCUCACUCCAGGCUGGAAGUGGAUCCAACUUCUACCAUGGAAGGCACCCUCCUUCUCUGGUGUGCGCAGUGAGGUGCUCAGCGGGCUCAGUUCUCCCCUCUGCCGGUCCCGGUGAUUGAGAACUGGGGUCGUGUCAGAAGUACUGCGGGAACCGGUCCCUCCCGGUGACCUCCCGCCCCUCUCAUGCAGGCCGGUUCUGGGCAGUACACAGUCAGCCUUGGCUCCAAGGCCCGAAGUGUCCUGCAGCCCCAGCUCCACCCAGCUGGCUCGAGGCCCUGGGACCAUCACUUUAAAGGGGUGAUUUCCAUGUUUUUUUCUAAUUUGGAGAUAGAGUUUCCAGCCAUAAAGGUAAGAAGUGCUAGGACGAACCUGGAGAUCCUGGCAGGGAGUUUUCUGAAACCUCCCUGCUUCUGCAAGCCAAGGCCUGCCCGCUAGACGAUGGCAUCAAGCGGUAUUCACCCCUCGCCAGAAAAACGAAAGGC
Messenger RNA from Neomonachus schauinslandi (Hawaiian monk seal), 1490 nucleotides. RefSeq names its product ADP ribosylation factor like GTPase 10 (gene ARL10). The record is from RefSeq and is a predicted model, not a curated record. Gene Ontology annotation, molecular function: GTP binding; GTPase activity. Bases 59 to 793 code for a protein of 244 amino acids. NCBI's taxonomy places the organism in Eukaryota, Metazoa, Chordata, Mammalia, Carnivora, Phocidae. The transcript is spliced from 4 exons.